AUGCACAUUCAUUUAUUUUUAAUACUUCAUUCAUUCAUAUCUACAUGUUAUGGAAACCUUGCUCAUGAUCUGGUUGGUGUUACAAAAUUAGGAGUUGAACCUGAUACUCAUGAAGCUGCUGAAACUUUAAUGAUGAUAUCUGAACAUCAAGGAAAUCGUCAAGAAUCAAUUAUGAAACCAAUCAGUAUACCUCAAAGUUCUCAAUCAAGUCAUGAAGUUUUAUCUGAUACUACACCUUUUGAAAACUUUCGAAAAUCUCCAUCUUUCAAAGAUAAUCUGAUUAACAAAGAAAUCCUCACUUCAACUGAUCCUUCACCUAGGUUCUCGAUAGCCACUCAAGAAUCUAGAACAUCUUCUUUAAAUAAGUUUCAUCAUUCCCCUGCGACCACUGAAGAUGAAUCUACCCCGCGCUCAUCAAUCGAUACUCUCUCAGAGAUCAGAGGAGAGUUUGGCACACCUGAUGAGCUCAGAGAAAAUCGUCAGUAUUGGCAAGGUAGACGGACUCAAUCACCGAAAAGUCCAAGGAAAAGACCUUGGGGAGCCGAUUUCUUAACAGAAACCAAUGAAGCUCCUGCCACCAAGGUUAGGAAAAUAGUAGUCCCAGAGGGUUAUGCGCCGCUAAACACAGAAAAGGUUCUGGAGCUUUUUUCAAAUGGAGCUACGAAGGAACUUGGCUCACUCACCACAGUCAAGGAACAAUUGAGCCCCGGCCUACUCGCCAAAUAUCUUCAAAAAGGUAGCGGAGGUUCAGAUUAUUUCACUAGCACAGCUCCACAGAGAGAAUUUAUUAGUCUAGGUAUAUCAGUUCCAGCAAUGGAAGAAAGAACAAAUGUCAAGAAAUUUUUAAAAUUUGUGGCACUAGGAAACAAAAAACAAAAAAUUACUGAGGUAUCCAUCAAAGGUUUUCAUCAACGAGCAAGGGAGAGCGCAGUAGAUUGGCAACUACUUUUGAGUUUAGAAAACCAAGCGAAAUUCAAAUUUGAAGGAAUGUUAAAAGCUUUAUCGGAUUGGAACCCUCAAUGGACAAAUGAACAAAGUCUUGAAAGAUUAAAUAAUAUAAAAACUUAUAUUGAAAGUCAUUCUAAUUUAAAGGCUGAUUUUAUCACUCCUAGUGUUAUUCAGAGCACUCAAAAAUGGGAAAAUGGUUUUGACUCUUUUGGUUCUGGUUUUGUCUUGUAUAUAGGAGGUUACAUCAAGUUCCUAGAACCGUUUAAAGCUUUAAGCACAGAUUCAAAAUUCACAGACCCAAACAUUGCCCUCUUCUUACGUCACACGGUUAAAAUGUUGGAUAAAGAUAGCUUAGUCAAGAUCCAAGAAUUAUCCAAAGAUUUAGAUGAUAUAUCGAGUUUCGCACGAGUUUCUGGUUCUCGAUUUUUGGAGAACACUGGGUCUUUAGGAAAAGGUUCGAUUAGGAAAUCAGAUGAUCAACGAAUUUUAAACUUUUACCAGGAGUACGCUGAAGGUUCAAGGUGGUUAUUAAAAACUCAGUUUUCCAAAGAUAGCUUAAGCAAAGCUGUGGAAGCAAGGGUAGAGGAGUUGAAAAUUCUCAAUCAUUAG
Molecule: messenger RNA, 1557 nt
Organism: Melampsora larici-populina 98AG31
Lineage: Eukaryota; Fungi; Basidiomycota; Pucciniomycetes; Pucciniales; Melampsoraceae
Exons: 5
Coding region: 1-1557 (518 amino acids)
Source: RefSeq, a predicted model, not a curated record